GACGUCUUCUACAUUGGCGGAGAAUACAUCACAGACUCCCGAGGAACACACAUGACAGGAUCCAUGUACGUCCGGCGCCACGGACACAGAGUCCCCGGCCAGCCCCCCAUCGUCUUCAUCCACGGCGCUUCGCAAACGGGAUCGACCUGGGAGGCAACGCCCGACAACCGCCCCGGCCUGGCUCUGCUCCAGGCCGCAGACAACUGGGAGUGCUACGUCGUCGACCAGCCGGGCGUUGGCCGGUCCCGUUAUCACGAGGCGGACAUGGGCCCGCUGACGCAUUACACGGCGGAAGAGCUCGAGGCGGCGUUCACUGCGCCUCCGCAGCAGGAGUCGUCGCCCUGGGCUCGUCGUCAUACGCAGUGGCCUGGGUCCGGCAGGCGAGGGGAUCCCAUAUUCGACGCCUUUUACGCAAGCCAGGUCGGACAUGUCGGGAGCUAUCCCAGGGCCGAGGGCCUCUUCAGGCCGGCCAUCAAGGCACUGCUCAACAAGAUCGGCCCGGCGUUUCUCGUCACCCAUUCGCAGUCGGGCCCUCUCGGGUGGCACGCGGCCGACGCCUGUCCGGGGCUGGUCUGCGGGAUCGUGGCCCUGGAACCGCAUGGCCCGCCAUUCGUCUAUCCGGACUGUCCACCGUUCAACGCGCGGCCGGAGAUAGUCGGCAAGCUGUCACAUCCGUUUGGAAUCACCAGCACACCGCUAGAAUACGAUCCGCCAUUGCCGGUAGGUGCUGAAAAGCUGCCAUAUCGUUGGGUGAUGCCAGCGCAAGGCAAGGCCAGCAUCAUCGAGGCGCCCGUACGGCAGCUGAAGAACCUCUGCCACACUCCGGUCGUUUUGGUGACUGCUGAAGGGUCGUAUCAUUCUCAAUAUGACCAUCUCACUGCUGAGUUCCUCCGUGAAGCAGGGGUUCCUGUAGAGCAUGUCCAUCUCGCGGACGAGGGCAUCUGCGGAAAUGGUCAUAUGAUGGCGAUUGAGAAGAAUAACAGAGAAAUUCAAGAGUUUAUACACAGAUGGUUGAAGAAGCAAGUCGCA
Trichoderma reesei QM6a is the source of this 1029-nucleotide messenger RNA. RefSeq lists its product as uncharacterized. The record is from RefSeq and is a predicted model, not a curated record. Lineage: Eukaryota; Fungi; Ascomycota; Sordariomycetes; Hypocreales; Hypocreaceae. The annotation marks the transcript as partial. The transcript is spliced from 2 exons.